UUGUCACGGUUGUCAGUGUCAAAAGCAUCUCAAUCCGAAGUGCAUGUUAUAACCUCAAAACAAAUAACAUCUCGUGGGUUUAUUUUAAAAAUAAAAGCUUUAAUUAUAUUUCUAGAGUACAUGAAACAAUUGUUAUUGUAUAUAAGACAUAAGUAAAAGUAACUGCGUAUAACAAUGGGUAGGCGUAAAGGAAAAUGUGUGAAGAAGAAUCCUACGACGAAAGAAGCUUUGGAGCCAGAAAACUUAGUAAAAGCGCCUCACUCCUUCGUUAUCCACCGAGGACAAUGUAGUAAAGACCUCAUGGACUUGGCGAAAGACUUCAGGAAGAUCAUGGAGCCGUUCACAGCCUCACAACUUAAGGAAAGAAAGAAAAAUACAAUAAAAGACUUUGUGUCAAUAUCAGGGUAUUUACAUGUGUCACAUAUGAUGGUAUUCACGGAGACGGAACUGGGAUCAUAUAUGCGGAUGGCUCGGCUCCCCCGCGGGCCUACACUCACCUUCAAAAUUCACAAUUACAGUUUAUCCCGCGACGUGAUCUCGUCCCUCCGCAAGCAGUACGUGACGAUGCGCGCGUUCCAGCACGCGCCGCUCAUCGUGCUCAACAGCUUCUCCGGGGAAGGCAUGCACAUGAAGCUCAUGGCCACCAUGUUCCAGAAUAUGUUUCCUACUAUCAAUAUUACUACUGUAAAACUGAAAAACAUUCGUCGUUGCGUGCUGAUGAACUACAACCCGUCAACAAAGCUUGUGGAUAUGCGACACUACGCCAUCAGAGCCACUCCUGUAGGACUUAAUAAAGGAACGAAAAAAAUGGUGCAAGGAAAAAUCCCGAAUUUAAAUCGCUGUAAAGACAUGUCAGAGUUCUUUGAUAAAGCAGGAAUGCUGUCAGAGAGUGAAUUUGAAGAUGACCCCAACGCCCAAGUAGUGCUCCCUCAGAACCUAGCGUCGCGAGGUGCCGCCGCGGAAUCCAAGUCCGCUAUCAGACUGUUUGAGUUAGGACCUAGGAUAUCUUUCCAAUUAAUAAAGGUUGAAGACGGUUUAAUGGAUGGCGAGGUGUUAUUCCACGAACUGGUUGAGAAGACGGAAGAAGAAAAGGCUUUGAUUAAGAAAAAGCGAGAGGAAAAGAGACGACAGAAGGAGAAGCGCAAAGCUCAACAAGAGGAGAAUGUCAAGCGGAAACAGAAGGAGAAGGAGGACCUUAAACAGAAGUCUAUCGAGGGCAUGAAGAAGAAGGGACAGACGGAGAGCCAGAGAUUGAUGGAGCUGGCUAACGCGGAGUCGCAACACGCCGACAUGGACCAGGACAAAGAUGAUGAUGAUGCAGACUACUACAGACAAGAAGUUGGAGUUGAACCAGAAAAAGAUCUGUUCUCACAAAACUCACAGAAACGUAAAGGCGACCCCGACGCGCCACGCGGCUUUAAAAAGAUGCGACUAGACAAAAAGAUAAAACAGAAAUUCCAGAGGAAUCAGGACUCGAAACCACAGAACAAAGACGGGAAAAGACCAUUUAGAAACAACCAAAAUGACGGCAGGAAAUUCCAAAAUGACAACAAAGGGGGUAGAAAGUUCCAGAAUGACAACAAAGGGGGCAGAAAGUUCCAGAAUGACAACAAAGGCGGUAGGAAGUUCCAGGGCGACAGCAAAGGCGGCAGGAAGUUUCAGAGGGAUGGUAACGAUAGACAAAAGCCUAAAAAAGUUUUUGGCGGUAAAAUAAAUAAAUCCGGCAAAGGAAAAGGAAAGAAGGGUAGGAAAUGACAUACCAUGUAGCGGUUAAGUAUAUUUAAUAAAAGUUUUAAUUGUAAA
Messenger RNA from Trichoplusia ni (cabbage looper), 1803 nucleotides. It is a transcript of the gene ppan, whose product is annotated as protein Peter pan. Lineage: Eukaryota; Metazoa; Arthropoda; Insecta; Lepidoptera; Noctuidae. The transcript has 10 exons. Gene Ontology annotation, cellular component: preribosome, large subunit precursor. Gene Ontology annotation, molecular function: rRNA binding. The record is from RefSeq and is a predicted model, not a curated record. Gene Ontology annotation, biological process: ribosomal large subunit assembly; rRNA processing. The coding region runs from base 175 to 1755 and encodes 526 amino acids.